GGGAGUCUAGCGAGCCGGCUGAGGCGUGAAAGCCUGUCAAUUCCGCUGAGGCGUGGUAGCCCGAUGAUCCGGCUGAGGCGUAGCAGCCUGACGAGCCGGCUGGGCAUAAAAACCUGAUGAUCCGGCUGAGGCCUGACGUGGGAUGGGCGCCUUCUGAGCCAACUGGGGAAAGGAAACCUCUCGAGCCGGCUAGUGCAUGGAAGCCUGAUGAUCCAGCUAAGGCACACCUGGUUCCAUCGGCGGCAGCCCCCGGACCCAACUUCACCACCAACCGAACCGCCAGCACUCCCCAAUGCUUCAUUUGAUGACUGCUGCAUUCUGUAAGGGCCGACGCUGGAGAAGAGAAGCAGGUACGGGGAGUCAACAUUUAAUUGGAACAGACAUGAAAACAGGACAAGAACAGCGUCAGAACCGGGUAAUACACAGACGCAGAGCAGGCAACAGAUGGCACACAGACAGCAGAGUUGGGGACAGAUAUGCAGGGACAGACUUCCAGAGACAGGGAGUCUCAGAUUUUUACAGUAUGAGUAACGUUGGUUUUUCGGCUGUACGGGGGAGCACUUCUGAGGGACCUGAUAAGGUUGACAUGUCUUUAGAUGAUAUCAUUCGUCUGAACAAGAAAGAGCAACAAGCACGGAGGCCAGGCCCAGGGAACCGCAGGCCAUUACAGAAGGGAAAGGGCUUUGUACAAGGGAAACCAGUUGGAGCGAGAGCUGGAGGACCGACCCAAAGAGGAGGUGGUGUAGCAAGAAGGGGGCUAACGAGAGUGGGUGUUGGAAGAGGCUGGAAGAUUCCCCCUCCAGUUGGUCAAAGCCGGGGUCAAGGGGUCAUCACUGGACUGGCGGCCCGGAAGACGGCAGCCGUACAGAAAGGCAUCAGUCCACUCAACCGACCGACUGUCAACCAGAAGUCACGGCCCUUCAACAACCAACCGCGGCCCUUCAACAACCAACCGCGGCCCUUCAACAACCAACCGCAGCCCUUCAACAACCAACCACGGCCCUUCAACAACCAAUCAUGGCCUUUUAUCCAAUCAGCCCAAUUCAGACAGACGCAAGGCCAGAGGUGGCCGUACAGACAGACAGACGUACAGAGAGGCCCCAACACGACGACACAAACAAGACCCGUUCAGCUGCGGGGACGGCCCCUGCCCCCUGCUCAUCAAACCCAGAGAGAAGCCCGCCAGGCCACGUUUCUCUUCCACAGGGGCCUCAAGGUUCACGCCCAGGUGCAGAAGCCAGCUCCAACCUCUCUACCCCCUACUCCAGUUAGAUCUCGCCAAUGGCGCACGUCAACAAACAGCAGUGGGAUCCUGACCGUUUCCAUCGACAACCCCACUGCCACCAUGACGCAGCCUGAGCCUCCCAGUGCUUGGUCCCUGCACCCCUCGGCACCCAUCAGCCCGGCCCCAGUCAAGGUGGAGGAGGAGAAGAAACCAGUACCACCUAAAGGAGUCCCCCUGCAGUUUGACAUCAACAGCGUGGGGAAACAGGUGGUUCAAAAUCAAGGUUUCACCCUGUGAAUUGCAGACGGCGAUGACUUUGAAUGAGCGAUUCCGCAUCCUGAAAGACCAGCGCAUCGCCACUGCGCAGACCAGCAAAGGCAGCCGAUUCGUCACCGUGGGUUAAGCCAACGAUAACGAAGGAAACCUUUGUGUCCCACUCAGACAGACACGCACACUGACCCACACUUAACUGAUUUGCUGGAACCAUUCAAAAGGUCCCUGCGCUGAUCUUAAGCUGAUUCUCCUGAGUGACUUUCCUCAUGGAGCAGCAGAAUGAGAUGCACAAAGUGCACUACUCCUCAAAUGUGAGAACUAUAUACGGGUGCAGUUAUUGUGGAAGAUUUUUGGGUUUUUUUUGUACCAUAAUAGGACACUAUCAUUAUUCUUAACAAUGUAUACUGAACAAAAAUAUAAACGCAACAAUUUCAACAAUUCUACUGAGUUACAGUUCAUAUAAGGAAAUCGCUCAAUUUAAGUAAGUAAAUUAGGCCCUAAUCUAUUGAUUUCACAUGACUAGGCAGGGGCGCAGUCAUGGGUGGACCUGGGAGGUGCAUAGGCCCACCCACUGGGGAGCCAGGCCCAGCCAAUCAGAAUGAGGUUUUUCCCCACAAAAUGGCUUUAUUACAGACAGAAAUACUCCUCAGCUUCACCAGCUGUCCGGGUGGCUGGUCUCGGAUGAUCCCGCAGGUGAAGAAGCCAGAUGUGGAGGUCCUGAGCUGGCGUGGUUACACGUGGUCGGCGGUUGUAAGGCCGAUUGGACAUACUGCCAAAUUCUCUAAAACUACGUUGGAGGCGGCUUAUGGUAGAGAAAUUAACAUUCGGUUCUCUGGCAACAGCUCUGGAUGACAUUCCUGCAGUCAGCAUGCCAAUUGCACGCUCCCUCAACCUGAGACAUCUGUGGCGUGUUCUGUGACUGCAAAUGUUAGUGGCUUUUUAUUGCCCCCAUCACAAGGUGCACCUUUGUAAUGAUCAUGCUGUUUAAUCAGCUUCUUGAUAUGUCACACCUGUCAGAAGGAUGGAUUAUCUUGGCAAAGGAGAAAUGCUCACUAACAGGGAUGUAAACAAAUUUGUGCACAAAAUUUGAGAAAUAUUUUGUGAAUAUGGAACAUUUCUGGGAUCUUAUUUCAGCUCAUGAAACAUGUGACCAACGCUUUACAUGUUGCGUUUGUAUUUUUGUUCAGUGUACUUAGCUGUUGUCUUCAGGAGCUUCAACAUUUGUCAGGACGUAAAGGAAAAUCCUUUUUCUCAACAAGGAGGUGCAGCUGUGGGAGUUGUACUGAAGGCCAUUGGAAGAAUGUUUUUCAAUACGGAUGUUGCUUUGUGCCAGUAGGAAAGGGUUUUGUUUAGUGUCUUUUAUUAAAUUAUUUUUUUUAUUGAUGGGACAUUUUUUUUUUAAAUACUGUUUUGUUUCAAAUAAAGAAAUGUGGCACGUUGUUUCCCUCUAGCUAGAUUUCCAUUGAAUUCGUGACAGAUAUUCAUGCUAAUAUUCUAAAAUCUGCAUAAAGAAAAUACAUAUUUUCCCACCUGUGGAGUUUUUCUGCCAAAACAGACUUGUUGCAGAUAAAAAUCAGGGGUGUGUGAUGACGUAGUGUAGACAAUUUUCUUUUAGCUUAAGUUUUCCUGUACCGAAUAAAAAUCUAAAGUUCA
Messenger RNA from Salmo salar (Atlantic salmon), 3151 nucleotides. Its product is annotated as UAP56-interacting factor-like. Gene Ontology annotation, cellular component: nuclear speck. Gene Ontology annotation, biological process: mRNA export from nucleus. Lineage: Eukaryota; Metazoa; Chordata; Actinopteri; Salmoniformes; Salmonidae. The record is from RefSeq and is a predicted model, not a curated record. Gene Ontology annotation, molecular function: mRNA binding.